This is a messenger RNA of Columba livia (rock pigeon), 3564 nucleotides long. RefSeq names its product coiled-coil domain-containing protein 144A-like. The record is from RefSeq and is a predicted model, not a curated record. NCBI's taxonomy places the organism in Eukaryota, Metazoa, Chordata, Aves, Columbiformes, Columbidae. The transcript is spliced from 2 exons. The coding region runs from base 1447 to 2151 and encodes 234 amino acids.
UCCCGUCUGUCCCCUCUGCCCACAGCCUGAUGUCCCCAUGCCGGUGGAGCCCAGGCCCUGUCCCGGGAGGGGGUCCCCGGGGGCUCUGCCUGGGGCUGGACAUGGCUGGGGCCCCAAGGGCUGUGACACUCGCUCGCUUUCCAAACCCAGCGGCUUCCUGGGCUGAACCAGCCAGAGCAGGAUUCCAGCUCUGAGCUGAUCCAGACGUUGGGUUGAGUCUUGCAGGGAUUUUACAGCACAGGAAAAGCCGCUGCCAUGCCAUGGAGCGUUUGACGGAGCUCUGGGAGCAGCUGUGGGGUUUGUGCCGCUCACAGCACCUUGUGCUGCGGCAUUUGCUGUGGGUUCAACAAGAGCCGUGAUCCACGGCUGUGAGUGACACCCUGGAGCCCACAUGCCCCUGUCUGGCCCGUGUGGGCAGGGAGCUGUAACUCUGUAACGGCUGAUGAACCUGUAACUGGUGCUGCUGAGCACCGGGACCCUCCCCGCUGGCCUCGGCCCCCGCAGCGCCUGUGAUGUCACUGAGCUGCCCAUGAUGUCAGCAAAUGUGGUCACUAGAGCUGGGGCGCUGGCCGGGCCCGGCACACACAGCGCUGGUGGAGCUGGUGGAGCUGGUGCUGCUGGUGCUGGUGCUACUGUUGGAGCUGGUGCUGUUGGUGGAGCUGGUGCUGCUGGUUCUCUUGGUUGCUGGUGGUGCAGGUGCUCUCAGUGGAGCUGGUGCUGCUGGUGCUGGUUGUACUGGUGAAGCUGCUGGAGCUGGUGCUGCUGGUGCUGGUUGUACUGGUGGUGCAGGUGCUCCCAGUGGAGCUGGUAGAGCUGGUGCUGGUGCUGCUGGUGAAGCUGCUGGAGCUGGUGCUGCUGGUGCAGGUCCUUCCAGUGGUGCUGCUACAGCUGGAGCUGGUGCUGCUGGUGCAUCUCGUGCCGGUGGUUGCUGGUGGAUCUGGUGGAGCUGGUGCUCCUGUAGUUGGUGCUGUUGGAGCAGCGUCCCAGGGCCAUGGAAAGGCUCUUGCGGUUCCUGCGGCGCAGGACGGCGCGGGGGGCGCCCCCAACCCCCAGGAGCAGACAUGGCGACAAGCUCCAGCCGCAGGUUCGCGACGAGCUGUGGCUGCGAGAAGCCGCCAACCAGAGCAACAGCGCUGGGCCGCAGGUGAGCAAAAUCGGAGACUUUGGUGGAGAGUCUUGGUUCUCGCCCUGUACUGCACGCUGUUGAAUCCAGAGCUGUAGAAAACUCUUUUAUAACCUGACGUCAAGUUGGUGACAGUUCCUCUUCUGCGAGUACGAAAUGCUGCCGCUCUCUCCUCUUUUGAGCUGCUUUGCUGAGUUCUGUCUCUUUGUGUCCUUUGGUUCGAACAGGCACAAGAUGCCAGAGCCCCAAAACCGACGGCGGGUUCAGGUUCAUCCUCUUUCUGCCGAGUCCAUGGAAGGUGUCAUGCAUCAGAAAGUGCUGAAAUGAAGCAGUUUAUCAGAGACCUGGAGCAACAGCUUAUCAUGGAAACGAACCCGGCUGAGGCGCUGGAAGCCAACAGGCGCUUGCAGGAGGAUUUAAACAGAGCCGAAAGAAAAGCUGCUCGGCUGGAAAUGGAAGUGAACCUACUGAAAAAAAACAUUGGGAGAAAGACAACGGCAUUAAAAACCACAACAGAAGAACUACGCCGGGCCCAGCAGCAGUUUGAGCAGUCACAGGCUCUUUGUAUCCAGGUGGAUCAGGAGAGGAAAGAUGCCAUCCAGAGGGCAGAAGGGCUGCAGGAACAAGUGGCCCAGCUGCAAGAUGAAAACCUUUGGCUCCGUCAGCAGCUGGGGGACGCACAGAACAAGGCCGCCCAAGAACUAAUGAGAGAAAUGGAGCGGCCAGAGGAAACGCCACUGGCAGCUGGGACACAGCAACAUGAUCGGCUGAAGCAAGAGAAGCCCCACUUGCCAGAGGACUUGGACAAGGUCAAGGCCAAGGUACACAGAGUCUGUGAAGGUGUUCCUAGAUUUGAGCUGUUGUUCUCCUUCAGUGACCAGAAGAGAAGAAAAUCUUCAGGGAAGAAGCCCAGCAGAGAUUUGUCUGAGGAUAUUCUGAGCUUCAACGUCAUUAACAAUCGUUUUCCAGCUUUUUUCACAGCUGUGACCACCAUGAAAAUAUCUGAUGGGGUUUCACAGAGAUUUUAGACCCCUCUGCCUAAGACGGAUGUUGUUUUCUCCACAUCCAGGUGUGUGAACUCUCGUCACAGAUGGAGUUGCACUCCCAACUAUCUCUGCAGCUCAAAGCCACGAUCCAGGGGCUGCAAGAGCUGGUGGCUCUUCUGCCACAUGGCUUGGCCACUCCUGGGGGCGCUCACAGCCCAACAGCGCUUCAUGGAAAACGCUGUGAGCAGCCAAGGGAGGAGCAGCUGGAGUCGAAAAGCAGAGACCUGGAUCCCAGUGUGCAGAGAUCACGGAGCCUGUGGGACCUGAGCCGCUCCGCACAGCCCGGCCUUUCUGCCAGGGCCAGUGUGAUGCCGGCAGAAGCCUCUGCUCAGAGCCCGCAGGAGCCACGGCGCAGACUCUUCCAUCGCGAGGCAAAGACUCUGGGCCAGAGCCGGGGACGGAGCGGGAGCCCGUCGGGCUCAGGUGAGCAGCUCCAGACGUGGUUCUGCAGCGCUCCGGCGGGGCAGGGUCUGCCCUUGGGUUUUGCUGGGGUGCCAGAGAGCACAAGUCUUGUCUGUGCAAUGCCUGGGCAGCUGCAGCCAGGAGAAAGUCCUUACUGGCUCGUCCUGCACAGCACAGAGCAGGUGCUGUUAGCUGUGAACCCAACUGACAUGGGCUCUGGCUUCUUCUCUCCCAGGCACCGCUGAACAUGGAGCUGGAUCUGCUGGGGAUCCUCCCCAGAUAUCUCCUGCUCCUCUGCCGAAUGCAGAUGAAGUCCAGGAUCCCCCGGCCAGGGCAACACAGUUCAACCUCGACGAUUUGGAAGAGGAAUUGUUAGAAUUGCUAGAAAGUGGUCAUUAAACUUGUGAAGGUUCCUUUUCUGUGCCCGUCUGCUGUGCUUUCCCAUGGCUGUCCCCUCCUGGGCUCCCACAGUGCUGGGCUGAACCAGGGGCAGCGGCUGGGGACAGCAAAGCCCCUGGAGCCCCCAUGCCCUGCUCCCUUGGGGGUUCGGGGCUGUGGGGCUGCAGGGGCCAGCCCAGCUCUUGGGGGGCUGCCCAGGCCAUGGGACCCCUCACACCGGCAAUGCUAGGAGAUGUAGUCCCUCGCUUCACAGCACGAUUCUUUCAAGAACAGUAUUUAAUACUGUAUGAGACGCAUGUAAAUUUGUGAAACUCUUUGUCUCCUCUGAUCCUGCCGUGUUUUCCCAUCACCAUUGCCCGUGUCCCCAUGCCGGGAGCCCCCGGGGGCUCUGCCUAGGGCUGGACAUGGCUGGGGGCCCAAGGGCUGUGACACUCGCUCACUUUCCAAACCCAGCGGCUUCCUGGGCUGAACCAGCCAGAGCAGGAUUCCAGCUCUGAGCUGAUCCAGACAUUGGGUUGAGUCUCGCAGGGAUUUUACAGCACAGGAAAAGCCGCUGCCAUGGAGCUUUUGACGGAGCUCUGGGAGCAGCUGUGG